UUAAAGCGGUACAGACAUCUUUAGCGGGAGCCUCGUUCUGGCCUCUCACGCCCCGCAGCUCCUCCUGUGCUCCUGUGCUGUCAGCUGUGGGAGUCAGCGUGUUUCUCCUCUGGCCCAUAAAAACAACCACACACGUUUCACCAGGCAGAAUCGCCACCGGCAGCCGGUCGUCGACAGACAUGGCCAACACAGAGGGGAGUAAACUUUGGGGGGGUCGGUUCGUGGGGGACACUGAUCCCGUCAUGGAGAAGUUCAACGCGUCCAUCGCUUACGACCAGAGGAUGUGGGAUGCUGACAUCCGAGGGAGCAAGGCGUACGUGAAAGCUCUGGAGAAGGCCAAGCUGGUCACCACGGAUGAGAUGAACCAGAUUUUGCAAGGGCUGGAUCAGAUUUCUGAUGAGUGGUCCAAAGGUGUUUUUGUGAUCAAACCUGGAGAUGAGGACAUUCACACUGCCAAUGAGCGCAGGCUGAAGGAGCUGAUUGGCUGCACCGCAGGGAAGCUGCACACUGGCAGGAGCAGAAACGGAACCAGACACACAGACAUCUACUUGUCUUCUCUGAAGUCACCCUUUGGUGUCCUCUGUCGCCUCUUUCUGAACUUCAGAGAAAUCGACGUCCUGUGUCCUGGUUACACUCACAUGCAGAGAGCUCAGCCAAUCAGAUGGAGCCACUGGAUUCUAAGUCACGCUGUUGCUCUGAGCAGAGACGUGGACCAGCUUCAGGAGAUCAAGAAGAGAGUUAAUGUUCUACCUCUUGGCAGUGGUGCCAUCGCUGGGACUCCAUUUGACAUUGACAGGGAGCUGCUGCGGAAAGAGUUGGGCUUUGAUGACAUCAGUCUGAACAGCAUGGAUGCCACGGGCCAAAGGGACUUUGUCGUGGAGUUCUUGUUCUGGGCUUCAUUGUCUUUGACCCAUCUCAGCAAGAUGGCUGAGGACCUGAUGCUGUACAGCACCAAAGAGUUCUCCUUCAUCACCCUCUCUGACGCCUACAGCACAGGCAGCAGUCUGAUGCCUCAGAAGAAGAAUGCUGACAGUCUGGAGCUGAUCAGGAGUAAAGCAGGUCGUGUCUUUGGCAGAUGUGCAGGGUUCAUGAUGACACUGAAGGGACUGCCCAGCACCUACAACAAAGACCUGCAGGAGGAUAAGGAGGCCAUGUUUGACUGCUAUGAUACUGUUCACGCUGUGCUGCAGGUGACAACUGGAGUCAUGUCAACUCUCAAGAUUAACCAGAGUGUGAUGGAAGCGGCCCUCAGUCCUGACAUGUUGGCUACUGACCUGGCCUACUACCUUGUGAGGAAGGGGGUGCCGUUCAGAGAGGCCCAUGGUAUCUCUGGUAAAGCUGUGUUCACAGCUGAAUCCAGAAAUAUUGCCUUGAAUCAACUCACUGUGGAAGACCUCAGUGCUGUUAGCCCUCAGUUUGAAAGCGACGUAUCAUCAGUGUGGGACUACACGAGCAGCGUGGAGCAGUAUACCGCCCCUGGAGGCACGGCCAAGAGUAGCGUUGCUGCACAGGUGGAGCACAUGAGGAACUGGCUUAAGAAACUGGAACAGUGAAACCAAGUUUCCCCUUAACGUUAUGAAUCAGGUUUGCUGCCACAAUUUAGUUGAAAGUAUGAAAUGUCAGAUUGAAGUCAAAGUGACUUAUUUGUGACUUGAAAACCAUGUUGCCUUUCAAACAUUCUCCUCCAAGUACAUAUGAUUUGUCAGUAGGUUGCUGUUACAAAGGACCUGUAAAACAGGUGACAAAAUGAAUAAAUGUUACUCAAACCGUG
Molecule: messenger RNA, 1771 nt
Organism: Morone saxatilis (striped sea-bass)
Lineage: Eukaryota; Metazoa; Chordata; Actinopteri; Moronidae
Gene: asl
Product: argininosuccinate lyase
Cellular component (GO): cytosol
Molecular function (GO): argininosuccinate lyase activity
Source: RefSeq, a predicted model, not a curated record